GUGUUGAAAAAAUUGGCUUAUCACUACAGUUUGUGGUGUGAUCUGUUAAUGGAAUUUUUUUCUCUUUAACAAGGUGGAAGCAUACAGAAGAGACCCCGUCUGGACAUUGAAAGACCUGCUCCCCUGGAUAGUAACAACUACAAGUUCCACACUGUACUGGGACAAGGAGGCUUUGGCCAGGUGAUGUUGGCUUCUUUUAGACCAAAUAAACAACUGGUAGCAAUUAAGAUCUUGAAGAAACAGAAGAACGACUGCUAUUCCAUCGCUAAAGAAGCUCGUGUAUUGAAGAUCAGCAGAGAAUGUGCAUUUUUAUGCCAUUCUUAUGCAACUUUUCAGUCAGAGCUUGAAGCCUUCUUUGUCCUGGAGUAUGCCAGUGGGAAAUCUUUAUGGCAAAUGAUUAUGCGUGAAGGAGGUCUGCCAAUGUCGACAAUCAUGUUCUACACAGCAGAGAUGGUGGUUGCCCUCCAGUUCCUGCAUUCUAAGGGAAUCAUUCAUCGUGAUCUGAAGCCGGACAACAUAUUAGUGGAUAAAGACGGCCACAUAAAGAUCUGCGACUUUGGCAUUGCAGAAGAGAACAUCUUUGGCCAGAGGAAAACCUACGGCUUAGCAGGAACCCCUGGAUAUCGGGCACCAGAGAUUCUAUUAAAGGAAGACUACAAUACAGCCGUGGAUUGGUGGUCUUUUGGGGUGACAAUGUAUGAAAUGGCCACAGGUGAAUUGCCAUAUUCAACAUCAGGCAGCAUUUUAAGGCAGCGAUAUAUGAUUUUGAACAAAACACCAAAAUAUCCAUGUUAUAUGAGCGAGGAAAUGCUGGACCUCCUGCCUAAGCUUUUGGAGAUUGAUAACACCAAACGAAUUGGACAGAAUGGGAAUAUCAGGGAGCAUCCCUUCUACAGCACUAUCAACUGGGAUGAUCUGGAAAAUCGAAGACUGAAGACACCUUUUCAGCCAGAAAUGCCAUCUGCGGACGACUUAGAUGAAUAUCCGCUAACAUUCUCCCCUCAUAGUUGCGAUGGAAAGAAUUUGAAAGAUUUCUCUGAAGUUGAUUCCAACUGGAAUUGGCAGGAGUAAGGCAUUACCUCUGUU
Molecule: messenger RNA, 1086 nt
Organism: Xenopus laevis (African clawed frog)
Lineage: Eukaryota; Metazoa; Chordata; Amphibia; Anura; Pipidae
Product: protein kinase C delta type-like
Exons: 7
Coding region: 184-1071 (295 amino acids)
Source: RefSeq, a predicted model, not a curated record